Molecule: messenger RNA, 1464 nt
Organism: Brenthis ino (lesser marbled fritillary)
Lineage: Eukaryota; Metazoa; Arthropoda; Insecta; Lepidoptera; Nymphalidae
Source: the annotation of a GenBank genome assembly
AUGGUUAAAGUUGAUGUCAAAUACACAAAAUUGUUUAUCAACAAUGAGUGGGUAGACGCUGUUAGUAAGAAGACUUUUCCUACAAUAAAUCCACAAAAUGAAACUGUGAACGCAAAUGUUGCUGAAGGAGACAAGGCCGACAUAGACCUCGCAGUUGCCGCCGCAAAAAAAGCUUUCCAUCGUCAUUCCUCAUGGCGUACCAUGGAUGCGUCACAACGAGGAGUAUUAAUGCUAAAAUUAGCUGAUCUUAUGGAAUUACAAGCUAGAUAUUUAGCGGAGCUCGAAACUUUGGACUGUGGAAAACCAGUAAAAGUAGCCGAAGAAGAAGUCUAUUGCUCAGCAAGCGUGAUAAGAUAUUAUGCCGGAAAAGCUGACAAAAUUUUGGGAAAUACUAUUCCAGCUGAUGGCGAGGUGAUAUCAAUGACGCUAAAAGAACCUGUAGGUGUUGUCGGUCAAAUCAUACCAUGGAAUUAUCCUAUUGUUAUGAUGUCGUGGAAGAUAGCACCGGCUUUAGCGGCAGGCUGUACAAUAGUACUGAAGCCAGCUGAACAGACGCCGCUAACUGCUCUCGCGGUGGCUGCACUCAUAAAGGAGGCAGGUUUCCCUCCCGGGGUGGUCAACGUUGUUCCCGGAUACGGACCAACAGCAGGCGCGGCCCUCACCCACCACCCCGACGUGGACAAAGUAGCUUUUACUGGCUCUACUGAGGUCGGCAGACUUAUUAUGGGUGCAGCUUCUGCUGUAAAUCUUAAGCGAGUUUCAUUGGAACUAGGAGGCAAGAGUCCGUUGGUGGUAUUUAAUGAUGUUGACGUCGAAAAAGCAGCUCAACUAGCUCAUGCAGCGGCCUUCGCUAACAGCGGCCAGUGUUGCUGCGCCGGAACUCGCACCUUCGUACAAGCAGGAAUUUACGAUCAGUUCGUAGCUAAAUCCAUAGAAAUCGCCAAGAAACGAUCUGUUGGAAACCCAUUCGAUGAUGUCCAACAAGGACCCCAGAUCGAUGAAGAAAUGUGUUCAAAGGUCCUCAGUUAUAUCGAAGCUGGUAAGAAGGAAGGCGCGAGAUGCGUCACGGGCGGCAACAAGAUGAGCGGCAAGGGGUAUUACAUUGAACCUACCGUGUUUGUAGAUGUUAAAGAUGAUAUGAAGAUAGCGAAGGAAGAGAUAUUUGGACCAGUUCAGAGCAUCCUGAAAUUCGAAACAUUCGAGGAAGUGAUCGAUCGUGCGAACGACACUAACUAUGGUCUAGGCGCCGGAGUCAUCACAAAUGACCUCACCAUCGCACUUAGCUUCGCCAAACAUGUACGAGCUGGCUCGAUUUGGGUAAACACUUAUGAUCAUGUCACGAGUCAAACUCCAUUUGGCGGCUUCAAGGACUCUGGUAUCGGAAGAGAAUUAGGAGAAGAUUCUAUAAAUAACUAUCUAGAGAUCAAGACUGUCACAGUGGCAUUGCCGAAGAUUCCUCAAAUU